Sphaeroforma arctica JP610 is the source of this 1990-nucleotide messenger RNA. RefSeq lists its product as hypothetical. The record is from RefSeq and is a predicted model, not a curated record. The coding region runs from base 217 to 1737 and encodes 506 amino acids. Gene Ontology annotation, cellular component: lysosome. Gene Ontology annotation, molecular function: cysteine-type endopeptidase activity. The transcript is spliced from 14 exons. NCBI's taxonomy places the organism in Eukaryota, Ichthyosporea, Ichthyophonida.
GAAUACAUACCCACAUUUUUCGAGUUUCUAAUUGCAGUAUUUAAAAAGCAGCAACCAAGCACUGUAGCACCUCACUCUAUAGGUAAAGAAGAAGUUGUACAUGUGGCUGUACAUUAGAUCCGGUUUCUCAGUAUAUCAAUACCAAGCUUAAGUUUUAAUUACAUAGCUAUAGCGUAGAUUAAAUAGGUAGUACUUAAUAUCAUAGUAACUUCCAAUAUGUCCUUGAUUUCAACGGUCGCCGCAGUAGUGGGCCUAUUAGCUAGUGUUUCUGUAGCAGACGUUCCGGCCGAUUGCCGUGUGAAUGAGAUCAAGGGGAGUUGGCUGGUAAGACGCGGACCGGGUAACAAUGACAACACAAUCACCUGCAAUGAGAACAGUGACGUCGCCAGCCGUGACGUGAUUCAGAUGUCACUCUUGUAUCCCAACAUAGUGAGCAGUGCAGAGGGACACGAGGGCAAUUUUACACUGGUGUACAACCAAGCCUUUGAGGCCUACAUAGACGGGGUAGUAUACUUUGCUUUUGUCAACUGGGAGAAGACUCCCGACUAUGGAGAUGUCAGUUCUAUCUUCCACUGUGGUCAGACGAUGACUGGCUGGUAUCAUGACUACGACGGCAGCAACUGGGGCUGUUUCAAAGCACAAAAGAUGAAUGCGAAUGAGGCACACAUUGUUAAGGAGAUCAAAAAGCCCCCCGUCAAAGCAGAGGAUUUGCCAUCCCCAGCCGAUGACGCCAACGGGGCCGUGGACACUCAUGCGGAUUUUGUGCAACGCAUCAACGCAGCUCAGAACGAAUGGCAGGCGACUGAGUACGAGCCCUGGCAAGAAGAACAACUGGAUGCCAUCUUAAAGUUCCGAACAUCUCACGGCGCUCCUGACACCACAUCAUACGAGAGGACGACAACUGAUGCCGACUACUUCGAACGAAGACAACGUCUGCUCCCCAAAGUCGAGAACGGUGAAAACGCUGCUAUUUCAUUGGUGGUCCCGGAUACAAAUAGCCGCAUCUCAUUGGCGCAGAGUGCUUAUCCGGAGAGUUUUGAUUGGAGGGAUGUAGAUGGUGUGAACUAUGUGAGUCCCGUGCGCAAUCAAGACAAGUGUGGUUCUUGCUACGCGUUCGCGGCUGCUGGUAUGCUUGAGGCCCGUAUCCGUAUCGAGAGCAAUAACGCGUUGCAGCCUGUGCUAUCGCCUCAGGAGGUGUUGAACUGCUCGCCCUAUACGCAGGGCUGUAGUGGCGGGUUCAGUUACCUAGUUGCAGGUAAACAUGCCAAAGACUUUGGACUUGUAGAGGAGGACUGCGUGCCGUAUAACGGUGCGGAGAACGAGUGCCCUGCCGACAAAUACAAAGAGUGCACGCGCUGGAAGGUUUCCCACUACAGCUACGUAGGUGGUUACUAUGGCAACGGCGACGAAGAAGCUAUGAUCAAAGAACUGGUGGAAAACGGGCCCAUGACUGUCGGUUUUGAGGUGUACCCUGAUUUCAAGGCAUACAAGAUUGGCGUCUACAGCCACACGGCCACCGACCCCAAACGUUCCACCAGCGACUUCUAUGAGAUUGUCAACCACGCUGUGCUUGUGGUCGGCUAUGGGGUCAACGAAACGACGGGAACGAAAUACUGGACCGUCAAAAACUCAUGGGGGCCAUGGUGGGGAAUGGACGGGUAUUUCAACAUCAAACGUGGCUCUGAUGAAGCGCAAAUCGAAAGCAUGCCUACUUCAGCUACUGUUAUGCUACCGUAAACGGUAUAGACUAACGCGAUAUUAAGGUGACGGUUGGGUUUUAAAAAACCUCAAACCAUUAUAGUCCUUAUGGCACCAUCCUAUUUUCAGAAACACUUCACAUGUUUACACCUAUCUGGGUGUUGCGUUGCCUUUUAUGGAGUGCACCGCGGUACUCAGUUUUUGUGGGUUUACAACAUUACAUUUGCACAGCCUCCAGAUACUUCCCGUCAAUGGGUUUUUAUAAUAAACAAUACAAUACGACAAAUCACAA